GCGGCUGCGCCCUCUGCGCAUGCGCAGUGCGGCUGGGUCCUUGGGGGAGCAGGAUCAGCCAUGGCCACCCUGCGUCUGCUCUACCGGGCUGCCCGCACAGGCCCACCAGCCCCCCUGGGUUACCUGCGCCUGCUCAGCACCACCCCCCCCAGGGACUCCUACAAGUAUGUGAACGUCCAGGAACCGGCCAUGGACAUGAAAGCCAUCACGGACCGGGCGGCCCAGACCCUGCUCUGGACUGAGCUCAUCCGAGGCCUGGCCAUGACCCUGAGUUACCUUUUCCGGGAACCCGCCACCAUCAACUACCCCUUCGAGAAGGGGCCGCUGAGCCCGCGGUUCCGGGGGGAACACGCCCUGCGGCGCUACCCCUCGGGGGAGGAGCGCUGCAUCGCCUGCAAGCUCUGCGAGGCCGUCUGCCCCGCCCAGGCCAUCACCAUCGAGGCCGAGCCCCGCGCCGACGGCAGCCGCCGCACCACGCGCUACGACAUCGACAUGACCAAGUGCAUCUACUGCGGGUUCUGCCAGGAGGCCUGUCCCGUCGAUGCCAUCGUGGAGGGCCCCAACUUCGAGUUCUCCACCGAGACCCACGAGGAGCUGCUCUACAACAAGGAGAAGCUGCUCAACAACGGGGACAAGUGGGAGGCCGAGAUCGCCGCCAACAUCCAGGCCGAUUAUCUCUACCGGUGACGGCCGGGCACCUCCCCCCUCCCCAAAUAAAGCCUCCUGGGGGGGGGGGGGCGUGGUGUGUUUCCUCCACCCCCCCCCCCCGCACUGCACGGGUCUCUCCCAAACCUACAGCUCCAGUUUUA
Molecule: messenger RNA, 809 nt
Organism: Apus apus (common swift)
Lineage: Eukaryota; Metazoa; Chordata; Aves; Apodiformes; Apodidae
Gene: NDUFS8
Product: NADH:ubiquinone oxidoreductase core subunit S8
Exons: 7
Coding region: 61-687 (208 amino acids)
Biological process (GO): mitochondrial electron transport, NADH to ubiquinone; mitochondrial respiratory chain complex I assembly
Cellular component (GO): membrane
Molecular function (GO): 4 iron, 4 sulfur cluster binding; NADH dehydrogenase activity
Source: RefSeq, a predicted model, not a curated record